Molecule: messenger RNA, 2043 nt
Organism: Lachancea fermentati
Lineage: Eukaryota; Fungi; Ascomycota; Saccharomycetes; Saccharomycetales; Saccharomycetaceae
Source: the annotation of a GenBank genome assembly
AUGAGUGGAAAAUUUGUUCGUGCCUCGAAAUACAGACAUGUGUUUGGUCAGGCUGCUAAAAAAGAGCUACAAUACGAAAAUAUAAGAGUCACUAAUAAUGCAUGGGACUCUAAUUUGAUAAAGGUCAAUGGAAAAUUUAUUGCUGUUAAUUGGAACUCCUCUGGUGGUGGUGCUUUUGCUGUGAUUCCUCUCAAGGAAGUAGGUAAAGCUCCAGAUCAAGUACCACUUUUCAGAGGACACACCGCGCAAGUGCUCGACACUGAUUUCAAUCCGUUCGAUGAUAACGUGAUAGCCUCGGGUUCAGACGAUGCAAGAAUUGGUAUUUGGCAAAUUCCUGAUGACUAUUCAUUCCGCAAUUACGUAGAUGAGCAGGGCGAGCCCAAAAACAUCGAGCCCGUCAAAAUGUUGAGCGGGCACACAAGAAAGGUGGGGCAUGUAUUGUUUCAUCCAACAGCUAAAAAUGUCUUGGCAUCGUCUUCUUUGGACUAUACUGUAAAGAUUUGGGAUAUCGAAAGUGGCAAGGAUGUGUACACACUGAAGCACCCUGAUAUGGUGACUUCAAUGUCUUUCAGUUACAGUGGAAACCACUUGGUGACAGUUUGUCGUGAUAAGAAGCUUAGAGUCUGGGACAUAAGAACUCAGAAAGUUGUCAGUGAGGGGCCCGCCCAUGCUGGUGCAAAAAAUCAAAGAGUUGUUUGGCUUGGUAACUCUGAUAGAAUUGCUACGACCGGGUUUUCCAAGCUAAGCGAUCGUCAAAUUGGUAUCUGGGACGCCUUCAAUUUGGAAAAGGGAGACUUGGGCGGGUUUUACACUGUUGAUCAAUCUUCUGGUAUUUUAAUGCCUUUUUAUGACGACUCCAACAAAAUAUUGUAUUUGGUUGGCAAAGGAGAUGGUAACAUUCGUUACUUCGAAUUUCAGAAUGAUGAAUUAUUCGAGCUGUCCGAGUAUCAAUCCAUUGACCCUCAGAGAGGUUUCGCUGCCGCCCCAAGAAGAGCCGUAAACGUUAAAGAAAAUGAAGUCCUAAAAGGUUAUAAGACUGUUAAUGACCACUGUAUCGAGCCAAUUUCAUUUUAUGUUCCAAGAAAAGCUGAAGUCUUUCAAGAUGACAUUUAUCCAGAUGCACCAUCUGACGUCCCUGCUUUGAGUGCAGAGGAGUGGUUUUCGGGCAAGUCGGUCGAUGGUCCGGUGCUUUUUAAUGUUAAGUCGUUGUAUGACGGCUCAGAUCCAGUUUUGUCAGCUGCUCCAGCCGCUGCUUCUACCCCUGCUCCUGAAUCUACUUCUGUCUCUGCUUCCGAAACCAAUAGUACUGAAGGUAAAGAAACUACUUCUGAAGUUGAAGCAAAACAGCCGGUGAAAGAAUUUGAGCCACAAGAGACGAAGUCAGAACAAACAUCCACCAAUAUACACUCCAGUACAACAAAUUCUCAAAUUGAUGAUGUAUUGAAGGAAAACAAAUCAGUUGAUAAAUUGCUUCAGAAAGCAUGCAGCUUAGAUGAUGUGAAUGACGCGGAGGAUCCUUCUAAGGAUACCUCUGGUUGGGACGAAGAUGAUGAACAGUCAGUUCCAGUCAACAUCAAGUCUGUCACACCGAACUCUGAAAAAGAGGAUGUCGCUAAGAAAAGUGACAGUGUCGAAGUUAUGAAAGAGAAAGGUGUCAACAAGAAGAAACAAGAUGAGCAAACAGGCAAUGUUCCAGUUGAAAGAACUCCAACUGACAUCAAGGUCCCUCAAAUAGAAGAAAAGCCAUCCGCAGCGGUUGAAAAAGAAUCAAAGCCGGUAGAAGUGGAGAACGUUAAAAAGGAAAUCGAAAGUUCUGAUUCUAGGGCGGAUGAGUCUCUCAAGCAGCCAAGCAGUUCAAAAUCUAGUGCAGGCACUGCUACUGGUGCCAAAUCUUUGGGACUCAAGCAAUCGGUAGAGAAAUUAUCUGCCUUGGUUUUACAUUUGGAGGAAGUCGUGUCGAAUCUAAAAGAAUCAAAUUUGGACAAAGAUGAGCGUCUGAAGUCUUUGGAAACAAAAAUUGAAGAAUUACUAGCUCAAAGCUAA